AUGUCAGCGCGGCACUCAAUACCAAGCUCCAAUCGUUCAAACCUUGAAAAGCUCCGCAAGCGCGUAUGCAAGGCCUGCGAUCGGUGUCGCUCAAAGAAAACCAAGUGUGACGGACUAAACCCGUGUUCACGCUGUCGGGCAGAUAAUACCGUUUGCUGCUUUGGACAUCGCAAAAAGUCUCAUGAAAAGGUGUACCCGAAGGGAUAUGCAGAUAUGCUUGAACAACAACAAAUUUGGCUAGUACAUGGCCUCCAGGAACUUUACCGACGAGCCACAAAGGGUGAAGGCUGGUCCGGAGCACCGUUGAAGCUCGAGCCUAACGGUCUGCCACUUACCCACGAUCUGCUCACUCGAAUCGGUGUUCUUGAUGAUUCCGGGAGUGGACCUUUGGGUGAUCAGGCUGAUAUCGUGGCCCGCCACAAGUCCCCCGAUACAGAGAUUUUUGAGCGUCUUUCACAUACAACUUACUCGGGUGUUUCGCCUGACUAUCUUCCUGGGCACUUGAUAUCUCCAACACUCUCAGUUUCCAAUAAAACCCCCUCCGCGCUCAUUGCCCAAAAAUCGGAGCCUGAGUCACAGAAUCUCCAGUAUGAGCUAUUAGAACCCGGCGCCGCCGACCUGCUUCCCUUUGAAGGAAUGCCACAGUGGCCGACUGAUGGACUCGGUAUAUUUGAUGACGACACAGACCUGUUAAUCGCUCCUGGUUUGUCAAGUUUGUUCUCCAGUGGUCAAUUUCCAUAUUAUGAUGAUUCGAAUAUAUUUCUUGGCACAAAUUAG
This is a messenger RNA of Penicillium verhagenii, 777 nucleotides long. RefSeq names its product Zn(II)2Cys6 transcription factor domain-containing protein. Lineage: Eukaryota; Fungi; Ascomycota; Eurotiomycetes; Eurotiales; Aspergillaceae. Gene Ontology annotation, molecular function: DNA-binding transcription factor activity, RNA polymerase II-specific; zinc ion binding. The coding region runs from base 1 to 777 and encodes 258 amino acids. The transcript is spliced from 3 exons. Gene Ontology annotation, biological process: regulation of DNA-templated transcription. The record is from RefSeq and is a predicted model, not a curated record.